Funneliformis caledonium is the source of this 1028-nucleotide messenger RNA. Lineage: Eukaryota; Fungi; Glomeromycota; Glomeromycetes; Glomerales; Glomeraceae. The record is from the annotation of a GenBank genome assembly.
AUGUACAAUAACUUGCAAAUAGGUUACGGUCAAUCUCCAUCUUUACAACCACAGGUAAUUGCUGGUACGACCUCCGAAGGAGAGGAAGAGGGUCCUAGUAUCCCUAAUGUUCGCCUUUCAUUCAUUACCGCAGCAGAUCAAACAAAAUUUGAGCAGCUUUAUAUACAUGGUUGUGCUGGGGGCAAAUAUUUAACAGGUGAAGGUGCAAAAGAAAUCCUUUUAAAGUCCAAACUAGAUGCCACCACACUUGCUCAAAUAUGGUUUAACAAUUAUCUUACCUUUCCCGAAUUUGCUCUUUCCAUGUUUCUCACUAAUUUAAAACUUAAAGGUAAUGAAUUACCUAGUAAAAUAGCCGAUAAUAUUAGUAAUGAGAUAAUGGGGGUUAUUGAACAAAUUAAAGCUAUUGAACGUUUCCAGAAUAAUGCUAUGAUUCCUAGUAUGAUGCCUUUUACACAACGCAUGUUGCCACAACAAAAUCCUCAACAACAAUAUAGCACGACCGGUAUAGCAAUGGGAUUCACAAGGAGUGGGAUAUUUAACAGGCAAGUUAUAAAAUGUGAUAAGGCAAGAGAAAUUUUUUCACAAGCUGGAUUACCUCAAAGUGAUUUAAUGCAAAUAUGGAAUUUGUCUGAUCCUAAUAACAAUGGGAAGUUAAAUCAGGAUGAAUUUGCUGUUGCCAUGCAUUUAAUUUAUAGAAAAUUAAACGGUUAUGACAUACCUUCUACACUUCCGCCUGAACUUAUUCCUCCUUCUACAAGAGAAUUAUCAGAGAGUGUGAAUAUGAUCAAAAAUAUGCUCAAAUCUGAUGCUUAUAAUUCAAGCAUUGGAUUAGGUACGUAUACAUCAGGUGCCAAUUAUGCGAAAUCAAGAAGCUUUACUUCGACACCUACAAUUGGUGUAAAUGAUGCAGUGGUAUAUAAGCAUAAGGAUGAAGAUGUUGGAUAUGUCUCCUCUUCGAGGCAUCGAAUUCCUACCGUGUCUCGUAGUCAAUCUUCUACAUCAUAUUCUUUAUCAAGGUCAUCAUCCAC